CACCAAAAUGGCAUCCUUCAAGAUUGUACUUGGCCUUUCCCUUCUUGCUACCUGCGUCAUGGCUGGUGGCAGAUAUAGAGGUGGAGGUGGCGGAGGGAUCAUUGGAGGAGGCAUUGGAGGAGGCUUCGGACAUGGUGGAGGCAUUGGAGGAGGCUUCGGACAUGGUGGAGGCAUUGGAGGAGGCUUCGGACAUGGUGGAGGUAUUGGAGGAGGCUUCGGGCACGGUGGGGGUAUUGGAGGAGGUAUUGGAGGAGGAUAUGGAUCUGGCGGAGGCCAUGGAGGAGGCAUUUCAAUCAUCCCAGCUAUUGGAGGAUUGAUAGAUUCUUCUGUGAGUUAUGGAGGUGCCGGUUCAGGCUUUUGGAGGUUCAGGAUUUGGAGGUUCAGGAUUUGGAGGCCACGGAGGUUCAUUCGGUGGGGGCCACGGAGGCUCUUUCGGUGGAGGUUCCUUCGGUGGAGGCCAUGGUAGGCCAUAUGGUAAAUAAAUACAAUACAAGCCAAAGGUAUAAUGAUUGCUACAACGUCUUCUCUUCCUUGAUGAUAAGUGAAGAACACACUACACUUUCUUUAAUUUAUGAAAACAAUGGACAAAUUUUGACUAUUUUGUUUCUAAUAUUGGUUAAAAGAAGAUAUUUCUUUUAAAACCAGGCACACUGUGGACUAAGAGAUCCAUGGUCAGAAUGUAAAAAUACUAUUAAUGUUAAUUCACUAAUUAAAACGUAAAUAUAACAGUAAAUAAA
Macrobrachium nipponense is the source of this 737-nucleotide messenger RNA. RefSeq names its product holotricin-3-like. NCBI's taxonomy places the organism in Eukaryota, Metazoa, Arthropoda, Malacostraca, Decapoda, Palaemonidae. The transcript is spliced from 2 exons. Bases 8 to 466 code for a protein of 152 amino acids. The record is from RefSeq and is a predicted model, not a curated record.